CCAUGGGGUCCAACAUCAAAGCCUCAACCCUGCUCCUGAUCUUCGUGACCUUCUCCACCGUGGCUGCGCAGACUUUCCAGUACUCUCGGGGCUGGACCAACGGGAAGCGGGCGCAGAAGAGGGACGAGGGAAACCUGGCAGGGAAUCUGGAGAAGAUUCUGAGCCCGUGCCAGAUAAGCAAGCUGAAAUAUGUGCUGGAAGGAAAGCCAGCGAGUGAGCGACUACUCCUCCCGUGUGACUACCCUGAAGACGACGAAGCCCCCAAACGCUACAAGAACGAACGCCAAGACCCCCUGUUUGAUAGCUUUCUUUGAAGAUCCAACACAGAAAAUUACAGACGACAGCUAAGAUAAUGUUAAUUUUUAUAAGCUCAGGAUUAGUUAAUUCGUCGGUCGCGAAAAAUCUAGUGUACCUGUCGUAUUUUUAACCUGCCUGCCUGUGUUUUUUUUUUUUUGUUUUUUUACUGCUAUGGUAUCAUCUCAAAUACAUGUACCUACCCUUGCAAUGGAAUGAUGUAUAGUAAUUGAACUACAUAUAUUAUAAUGUUUGGGAUAAUAUUUUUUAUAAAUAAUCACUUUACCCUGCAGUGCAGCCCUGUCUAAGGCGCUUUAUGUGAAAUAUGAUAUUCGAUGUUUUUGUAUUAAAAAACGUGUACAAAGAAAUUCACUUAUAUCUUCAAAUUGUCUAUAACAUUAUGAUUAUAGAUGAUCAAGCAAAUCUUGUCAGUAGAAAAAGGCGGCAAAUUUAAAAAAUGUAGGCGCAAAGGGUUAUCGUCCUAUAGGAAAUUUGAAAUUCGCUCCUUUUUCUACUGACAAGAUUUGCUUCACCAGCUAUAUUAUGUAUAAUAUUAUUAUGUAUUAUUAAACAUUGUAACAGCUGACAUAACUUUAUCAAGAACGAUAAAAAUGGCUUAUAAGUUAUAAGGCAUCACUCGCUUGGCUUGUACACUACCGUGUCCCUAAGAUCUCAAAUUUUAUAUGUAAAAUAUUAAUAUUUGUACCUAUUUAUAAGAUUUUAUAGCAUCCCAUGUAGGGCUGGAUAUGUGGAUGCUAUUUAUAUUUAAUAGACCUAAGAAAAAUAAAAUUGUUGUGUUGUUAU
This is a messenger RNA of Cydia fagiglandana, 1098 nucleotides long. RefSeq names its product pro-corazonin-like (gene Crz). Lineage: Eukaryota; Metazoa; Arthropoda; Insecta; Lepidoptera; Tortricidae. Gene Ontology annotation, biological process: positive regulation of heart contraction. Gene Ontology annotation, molecular function: corazonin receptor binding. The transcript has 2 exons. The record is from RefSeq and is a predicted model, not a curated record. Bases 3 to 314 code for a protein of 103 amino acids.